AUGUUGUUCUACUGGAUUGUAGUAAUAUUUUUCAUAUUUAGUCAGUUAGUGUUAAGUUCUAUUACAAUGUCGACAUUGAAAGAACUUGCAGAAUAUGGACAGAGUCUGAACUUGACUGGUGCGGACUUGCAGCAGUUUAUACAGCAACAACAGGCACAUCAGCGUGAGCUACGAGCGGCGGAAAGGGAGAAAGAGAAGCAGGACAGGGAGUAUCAUCUCAGUAGAGAAGCACUUGAAAUUGAGAAACUCAAACUACAGGAAAAGAAAGGUAUGGAAGAGAUUGAGAGUAAAUUCAUGCAAACUAUUCAAACCUUAGAGCAAAAGUUAGCUGUAAAGGAGUCAGAAACGAAAUCAGAAAAUCCUAGUAAUGCAAAGUUUCCAAAAAUGCCUGUAUUCGAUGAAGUUAAGGAUGAUAUUGAUUCUUAUUUGAGACGUUUUGAAAGGUACGCUGCAGCACAGAAAUGGAAGUUUGACAGUUGGGCUGUUAACUUGAGCGCACUACUCAGAGGUCGUGCACUGGAUGUGUAUGCACUGUUGCCGCAGGAGAAAGCGUUGGACUAUGAUGCUUUGAAGACGGCGUUACUAAAAAGGUUUGAAAAGACGGAGGAUGGAUUUCGUCAAAAGUUCCGUAAGAGCAGACCUGAGGUAGGGGAAACUUUUUCACAGUUUGUUGUUCGUCUCGGUAGUUAUCUCGAUAGGUGGAUUGAACUUGGUCGAGUUAACAAGACUUUUGAUGGCCUCUACGAUUUGAUAAUCAGAGAUCAGUUUCUGUUCAUGUGUAACAAAGAAUUGACAUUGUUUUUGAAAGAACGCAUACCGAAAAACAUCAGAGAAAUGUGUGAUUUAGCAGAUCAGUUUAGAGAGGCAAGGCAUGGUAACAUUCAGACAUUAGUUCAUUUUAGCAAGAAAGAGAACUCUCCAGGAAAAAGUCAGGCAUCGAGAGAACAGGAACAGCGAGAUCAGAAGCCAGGAUUGAAGUUUCAACCCAUGAAAACUCCAAUGAAGAAAGAAGUUCGUUGCUUCAAGUGUGACAGACUGGGCCACAUAGCAUCUCAGUGCCACCAGACUCAGAAGAACCGGAACUCAUUGAAUAUUGUCGUCGAUCGUACAGAAAAGGAAUCUACGACAAAGAACUCAGAAUUACAAGGCAAGUGUGGAACUUUUACUUCCUUUACAAACACAUCAACAUUUUCGAUAGCGUCAAAUUCAAUGGACCUUGUAAACACUUCAUCGUGUAACGUUAGUGCAUCUCUUGAAGAUAUGCCUACCUGUAAGGGCAAGUUAAAUGAACAUUUUGUGACAGUGCUUAGAGACACUGGUUGUAACGGUGUUGUAGUUCGUAGGGAUUUGAUAGAUGAUGUUCAGCUUACGGGAAAUCAUCGAAUUUGUGUUCUGGCGGAUGGAUCUAGGAUUCAGGCACCUGUUGCGCGAGUGAAAAUAGACACUCCUUACUUUGUGGGUGAAAUAGACGCUUGGUGUUUAGAAAAUCCAUUGUAUUCCUUGAUCAUAGGGAACAUCCCCAACGCAAGAGAUCCAAAGGAUCCGGAUAGAAACUGGACACCUUAUCAAGCGCAUGCAGUAGUGACAAGGCAACAAGCUCAAAAGGAAGGUAAGAAGACUAAAUCUCUUCAUGUUCCAGAUAUUAUUGACGCUGAGAUAUGUCCUGACGACAUCAAGGCAGCACAGGAGAAAGACGAGACGUUAGCCAAGAUACGCUCUUUGGUAGGACAAGACGACGACUCCAAGGUAUCUUACAUUAGUAAAAAAGGUAUCAUUUAUCGUGUCUUCCAGUCAGAUAAACAUCAGAAUGGUAAACGUUUUACACAGCUAGUUGUUCCAAAGAAAUAUAGGACUAAAGUUCUUUCGCUUGCUCAUGAAUCUAUUAUGACAGGUCACCUAGGUACUUCCAGGACAGCCAGCAAAGUCCUUGCAGAAUUUUAUUGGCCGGGAGUUCAAGCGGACGUACGUCGAUUCUGCAGAUCAUGCGACAUCUGUCAACGUACUACUCCGAAAGGCAGGACUACAAAGGUACCACUCGGAGAUAUGCCUAUUAUUGAGGUACCGUUCAGACGUGUAGCUGUCGAUUUGGUAGGACCUAUCCAGCCAGCAACCAGUAAGGGUAAUCGUUACAUUUUGACUAUUGUUGACUUUGCCACCCGUUACCCAGAGGCAAUUGCUUUAAAAGGAAUUGACACUGAACGAGUCGCUGAGGCUCUGGUAGAUGUAUUUUGUAGAGUAGGAGUACCGAAGGAAAUGCUCACGGAUAUGGGGUCACAAUUUACAUCCGAGCUGAUGACAGAGGUUAGUCGUUUACUUUCUAUACAACAGUUAACAACGACACCGUACCACCCCAUGUGCAAUGGACUGGUCGAGCGGUUCAACGGUACAUUGAAGCAGAUACUCCGACGGUUAUGUGCGGAACGUCCUACUGAUUGGGAUAAGUAUCUAUCAGCCUCAUUGUUUGCUUACCGUGAUGCACCACAGGAGAGUCUAGGAUUCUCACCGUUUGAACUGGUUUACGGACACGAAGUUAGAGGACCUAUGAAGAUUUUGAGGGAGUUGUGGACUAAAGAAGUAGCAGAUUCAGAGGUUAGAACUACAUACCAGUAUGUUGUUGAUUUGAAGGAACGACUAGAAGCUACGUGCAGAUUAGCGAGAGAGAAUCUACAAAAGUCGUCAGAGAAAUACCGGAAGUAUUAUAACAAGGGAGCACGGAACAGACAAAUGUCAAAAGAAUUAACGUGA
Saccostrea cuccullata (small rock oyster) is the source of this 2745-nucleotide messenger RNA. RefSeq lists its product as uncharacterized. Gene Ontology annotation, molecular function: nucleic acid binding; zinc ion binding. Gene Ontology annotation, biological process: DNA integration. The record is from RefSeq and is a predicted model, not a curated record. NCBI's taxonomy places the organism in Eukaryota, Metazoa, Mollusca, Bivalvia, Ostreida, Ostreidae. The transcript has 2 exons. Bases 1 to 2745 code for a protein of 914 amino acids.